AUGAGUAGUUUAUCAACAAAAAGAUCUAAGACAAGAAAGCACCAGACUAGUGCUAAUAUUCAAUCUAGCUUCAGCUUAGAUAAUCUUUACAUUUCUGAUAUUGCUAUUGAAAAUUCUAAUAGCUUAGCUGAACUAGAUAUCACACCUACACUUUCCAAUUCACAAACAGAUAAGGUUCAACCUACAAAUCCAAAGAAUAAUCUUAAUAGAUCACUAAUUUCAAAUAACAAUAUCACUUCUACUCUGAACCAAAAUUCAGAUAAAGAAAUGAAAAUGGAAACAGAUUCUUCAAGUACAAUUACUACAACCUCUGAACUUGAAGAAAAUACAUCUAAUGCUGAGAGUGCAGAAACU
This is a messenger RNA of Scutellospora calospora, 354 nucleotides long. The record is from the annotation of a GenBank genome assembly. Lineage: Eukaryota; Fungi; Glomeromycota; Glomeromycetes; Diversisporales; Gigasporaceae.